AUGAUAUUACAAGACCCGUCGUUUCUUGGAACUGUAACGUCUACUAGCAAUAGCAUUUAUGAUAAGCCUUUGAUCGAUUUUAAAUGGAAAACUAUAACAGAUUAUGAAUAUGAGGUAUUCAAUAUAACAAUUGCAGCAAUAGGAAAUCUAGUAAAUACAACUAUGUGGGGUCGUCUUUUAGCCAAUGAAGUUUUCCCUGGACUCGAGGCACCCAUCAAGAAAUUUAUCGGCGGUCAUUUAGAAUCAGCUUUACAUCCAAUUUCCACUUGUCAAAUUGGAUUGUGUUAA
Rotaria sp. Silwood2 is the source of this 288-nucleotide messenger RNA. Lineage: Eukaryota; Metazoa; Rotifera; Eurotatoria; Philodinida; Philodinidae. The record is from the annotation of a GenBank genome assembly.